AACAGAGGCUGGUAUAAAUGCGCAAGGUUGUCAAACAGUAAAGUUUCCUCUGGGUGUUUCAUAUGCACUUCGUUGGUUGUUGAAACGGAGGCCCACUUCUACGAUAAAUGUAUAUGAAUAAAAUUUAACAAAACAAAAGACAUUAGCACUGUCUGUAAGCAGCUAAUUUCCAAAGCCAUAUACCUUGCCAUUUCACUUACACUUACGGGAAUUAAAAGCGCAGGAACAGAACACAAGCUGGGCAUCAACCUUUUCGAGGAAGGGAGCAAUGAACAUUUGACAACAUUGGGAGGCUUAACUGAUAGCGACGCUCAGCUGACAGCAGCUGCCACACUACUUCCAACAGGUCGCCACCUGACUGACACAGCCAUGCACCUGGAGGUGAAAGUAGCCCUGAACUUCAUAGUGUCUUACCUGUACAACAAACUUCCCCGGCGCCGCGCAGACCUGUUUGGGGAGGAGCUGGAACGGCUUCUGGUGUCUCGCUUCGAGGGCCACUGGUACCCUGAGACCCCUCUGCGGGGGUCCGCUUUCCGCUGCCUGCACCUGGGGGCCCCUCCAGACCCCGUGGUGGAGUUGGCCGCUCGGCGAAGCGGCCUGGACACAGAAGAAGUGCGAGCCAAUGUACCUCCAGAGCUGAGCGUGUGGAUCGACCCCUAUGAGGUAUCCUACCAAAUCGGGGAGAAGGGGGCGGUGAAGGUGCUGUAUCUUGAGGAUCCCCCCAGCCUGGGUAGGGAAGGAGAGCGCCCAGAGGGGGUUAAUGGGGGGAGCAAAGGGGAACUGGAAGUGGAGGAGGGCAAGAGUUUGGGGUUCAACCCAGAGGCUCAGGUUUUUGUGCCAGUUGGUGGGCAGGUGUCUCCCGUCCUGCCCUCCCUGUCCAGCUCCCCCACGCCCCUCUCUGCCACAUCUUGCCCAGGCUUAUUUGGGUACCCAGCCCCUAGCACCCCGAACAGUCUGACUGCCCACUCCUCCAACACCUCGACGCCCCCACCCCCGAGCUCUGGCCUCUCUUACCUGCCUCCUCAGCAGCAGCCUCCGGCUCCCCCCAACCCACGCCCACCCCCCCAGCCCAUCACCUUCACUACCGCCACUUUCGCCGCCACUAAAUUUGGCUCCACUAAGAUGAAGAAAUGCGGUAGUUCAGGAUCAGCGGGGGGGUCGGGAGUCGGGGUUCCCCCCCAGCCUAGAAUGCUAUCCCGCUCGCCCACCACCAUUUCCCCCCCAGGGCUGCUGAAGCACAAGGCCCUCUCUCUCUCCCUUCACUCUUUGGGAGGUCAGGUCCCGAGCCAGCUCUCCCCCAAUGCCAAAGAGUUUGUCUACCCUGCCUCCCCCAGCGCCCUCUACUUCGAUACGGAUGCCCCCGCCUUGCCCCCACAUGCCAGCGCCUUCCAGCCCCCCCACCCUCACCCUGCCCACCCCCACUCCCACCCGACCUUCGACCCUUUCUCCAGCCCCCCGCCGGGCCCCGCCGUGGGGAUCAUUGAUGGCAGCGGUGGGAUUUCCUACCUGGAGAAGCCCCCGUUUGUGGAGGGGCUGGGGGGGUACAACCUGCAGUACCCUAGCCAGGCCUUCCAGCCUGUGGUGUUGGCCAACUAAGGCCUGCAUUUGUCAGCUCAACAUGUUUAUUUGGGUGAUGGACUAAUUCUGGCUCAUUUACUCAUAAAGACUGCUUUUUUGUUUGUUUUUUUUUUUGUAACCUUCUUCUUACUAAUAUUACAGCUUAGAAAUAAUAUAAAACGACCACCACCAUCAUAUGUUGUGAAAAUCGCUGUUUAUGUUAAUGUUCUUGUACUAAUUUUUGGAAGGAUUUUUAGUUUCUGUUUCGCCUGGGGAGUAACCAGUCUCCUGCUGCACAGAACGUUUUUUGCAUUGAAUGUUAAACUGUUUAAAUGUUGAACUUUGAUAGUAUAUAACCCCCUUGGGGGUUUUUUUUGAUGCUCGACCUUGUGCAUUUCCCCUGGGCAAAACAGUGUGAAGCACUCUAGCUCUCACUGUUGUAUAAUGCUGUGAAAUAAGACCCAGGGCCUGCAGGCCCACAGACUGGUUGUGUGGGUCUGAGGCGAUGGGUACAGCUGCUAGCGGCUAGCGGCGCUCUCUUCUCGACUAGCAUGAAAUUGCGGCGGACCUGCCACGACCCUGUGAAGCGGGCGGUGACACUCCAGUGUUCUUUGCUUUGUCGUGUGGCUUAUUUACACUUUACGGAAACUUGGCAUUUUUUAAGCGCAACACAAAUACGUGGCUUUGAACUGCAGUCAGAGAACAGUGGAUGUCCAUGGUCCUCCACUGCAGUGUCAGGAGGGACUUGAGCAACACCUCUUUUAUAUACGUGAAAAAUCUGCUCUGACAUUUUGUAUGAAAUGAAGACAGAGUAAGGGGAAAUUUAGUCGCAGGGAUUUACAGAGGGCAAAGAGGGCAAGUAGGACAGAAUGGUGAGGGGGGUGGUGGGGGGGGGGGUAGGGUGGGAGGUAGGCUAACACUAACACUGUAUUGUGGGCUGGAGAAUUAAUGAGCUAGAGCUGAAAUGGAGGAAGUGUGACAAGAUGGUCUUACAGUGGGAAAGCUGGACACACACACACAAGCGCGCACACACACACGAUUGCAUGCAAAAGUGUCUGAAGUUAAGAGCCUGGGGAUGGAUGGAUGGGUAUUGGGCACAGUUGACCAGUGACCAGUGGUGAUUGUGAUAAAUGGCUUUGCAUGACAUUGACAGUUAAGGAGAGAUCUUAAUAAAUGAGGAGUGUAGGAGGAGGAGGAGGAGAAAGAUGGAGGGAGAUUGAUGAGGAGGACAGGGAGGAGAUCUAUGGGAAUUACAGUGCGUGGACUGAGGGCUUAAAACCCAGAACGCGUUUCUGCAGAGCUUCAGUACUGUUGUAAACUAGGAUUCUCCCUCUCCCUCUCUUUCCUGUUUUAGUUCUCUGGUCUUGUGAUUAUGUUCUCUGACAGUUGCUGCUUGAAUCCUGAAAACCACGGGGGGGAGAGGGUGGCGGGGUGGGGGAUGUGAUGAAUCGUUGUGAUGUUAUAUUUUCCUAUUUUGUGUUUAAUUUGAUGUCGGGACUGUGAAUGUUUCCUGUGAUUUAUAUCCAGUCACUUUAUAUGAUACCUUUGCCAGACCACUUUGAUAGUUGGUGAAAAGGAGCCAUGUCCCCAUUGGGCGAUGGUACAGAACCAGGGCAGAGGCAGCCCAAAUGCCCCCACCUCAUUCAGAUCCACACAGCACUUUAUUCACAAACGGCUGCUGCUGCUGCACACUUCUCCUGCACCGAGAGCGAUCGCAUCCCUUCGGCGACCGGUCAUUUUCACAUCGCCUGCCGCAGGCGUCUCUAGAGUACAGGAAUGUAUAUGGAAUGGAUUUUAACAUGAUGAUAAUAAUAAUAAUAGUAAUAAUAAACAUGUUGUCGUAACGUGGAGAGGGCUGAAAGGCCGGUGAUGAUCUGUGGAGCUGUCUCUGGAGAGAAAUGUCUUGUAAUAGGGAGGAAUGGAAGGGGUGAGGAUGACCCUUCUCUGAGCUGAAUGUUUUCUAAAUUGUGCCCAUAAACCUGCGUGUAUAAGCUAAAAACAUACAGGACCCUUGACUUGUGCUCAUACUGGUUUUGCUAAACGACUGUCAGUCUCUUGCAGUUUGUUUUUAUUUUAUUUCAGGUUUUUGUGUUAGUUUUUUUUGGUGGGGCAGGGAGUUUUGGAUGGAUUAGAGGGCUGCAUUUCUGUACAGAUGUGGGGGGGGGAGGGGGGGUUGAUGCAUUUUUACAUUUAUUUGUAAUUUAUUUACAAUUUUUCUAUUUUUCCUGUGUGUUUUUCAAAGAAUUAUCUAGAACGUUUGUAAAGGUAAGAGAUAUAUACUAUACCAGUAUAAAUAUGUAUAUAUUUCUUACAUUAUUAAGAAUUUUUUUUCAUUGUUUAGUUUCUUACGUGCUGAAGUUAUUUUUUCAAAAAAUAUAUAAAUAUAUAUGCAAGAUGAAACAUGAAAAAUUUAAAAGUAUAUAAAAUAAAAGUAUUGAAUGUGUAUCGUACCUUGUACAGAAAUUGUUCAAUAAAAGACGGGUAAAUGUAGUCUGUAAAGUUGUUUCUUGUUGAGUUUAAAGACACGGAUGUUUACAAAGACGAAACCUCCAUAAGUGGAGUGUCCGGAUGUCUUUGUGUCCCAGGCAGUCUGAAUACCUGACUUACCGCCUUUUUCACCACCUUUGGUUUUUUUGUUUGCUUUUUUUUGUCCGUUGUUAAAGCCAAAAAAAGGAGCACGUGACUCCCCCGUUCCCUGUACUGACUGUCUUCUCUCUGUUCGUCUGUGUGACCAGGCCACUCCUUUCUCCCACUUCCCUGCGUACUGUCGGCGUCUCUCUCCUCCGGAGAGAGUUCAGUCUUGCCCUCCAUCUCCGUUCUGUAUCCCUGCACCCCUUCCGUAGUUCCGCCUCGCAGAGCUCGCCUCUGUGCUGCCGUCGAACCCACAUCGGCAUUGAGAGCGCCACGGAAUUCUCGUCCCAGCGGAAUUCCAUAAUCAUUUCAUUUCACGCCUCGGAGCUUCUGCGUUCACCCCCUCCCUCCCCCCCUCCCUCCCCCCACUCCAAACACGCACACACACACACACACACACAGCCAUGCUGUACCUGUUCCUGGGCUAGAGUGCUCCUGAUCCAGAGUGGGUGUGUUCAGCUUGCGUGUCCCCCUGCAGAUUUUGGCCUGCCUCCCUGUGACAGGGCUGUUCUGCGCUUGCCCGUUUUCAGUGUGCCGUGAAAGUGGGGAGCUCGACCGAGACGUGGUCCGUAUUAGUCCACCUUGGUUAUAGAGAGAUCUAGAGAGGGCUACAUUGGGAGGUUACUGUGCUCAGUAAAACCAUUUGUGGUUCUUCUUACCGGUUACUUUGACUUUGAGAAGGCCAAAAUGUGUUCCUGGUCUCAUUGAUCAAACUCCCAGGCACUUCAUUGGGGGGGGGACUGAUCAUCCCAGUUAAUCAAAUUGAGAUCACAUUCCGUUUAUAAGGCUGGCACAGGAUGCAUAGUGUUGUUUGUGGCUAGCUGGAGAAGAAUCUUCAGUUGCUGCAAACCACAUUUGACAUGGGAUGGUGGAUACAAAAGACCUAUAGUAAAGAAAACUGUUGAUGGAAGCUGUGGUUUUUGGGCUUCACAAGCCUCCAUAGUUUUCUGUUGGAAAUUGGAAACACCUUUUCAUGCCAUCACAAAUUUAAGUUUUUUUUUUUUUAACAAAUAUUGAGGUUGUGGUGAGAGAUGGUAUGUUGUAUAUGACCUAUAUUUGCUUUGAAUGAAGGACUUUGUACCACCAGUGUUGACUGUAACAGAGUAAAUGUGUGUUUUUUUUUCUUCGUAUCUCAUAUCUUGAGCUUAUUUUCUUGUAUUUUGGUUUGCUAUCUGGAACAAUUUUGUUGAAAAAGAUUAAUUUUAUAUGGAAAAUAUAACAUUUAAGAAAAAUAGCUAUAAUGAAAGAUGUAUUCAAAUAGUGUUUUCUUUUUUGCCUGUAUUUUAUUAUAAUUUCCCUAUUUUGUAUCUGAUCUGUAACACCCUGUAGGAUGACAUGGACCUUUCCCAAGCAAAAUGCAAUGACCUGUUUUCUGUGUUCCCUCCCAAGGGACAAACUACUGCAGUUUCUUAUUGUAUCGGAUUCUUUUUUUAAGUUUGUAAUAAAAAAAUGAUGACAAAAAUAAGCAUGAAAAAUAA
Molecule: messenger RNA, 5666 nt
Organism: Anguilla anguilla (European eel)
Lineage: Eukaryota; Metazoa; Chordata; Actinopteri; Anguilliformes; Anguillidae
Product: protein Tob2
Exons: 3
Coding region: 370-1596 (408 amino acids)
Biological process (GO): regulation of gene expression
Cellular component (GO): cytoplasm; nucleus
Molecular function (GO): transcription corepressor activity
Source: RefSeq, a predicted model, not a curated record